UGGAGUUGCCAGUUUUAUCCCUCAGUUGCAGCAUAGUGAACUACAGAUAAAGUGUGUGUUUAGUCGAGAAGAUACCAGGAUAACUCGCCAGUACUAGAGACUACACUCUCUCUGCUCUUGCGUGGAUUUGGAUUAUAUGUACAACAUGACAUUUGAGGAACUAAGUGGGGAUUACUCUCAAGAAAGAAUGGAUUCGGUGGCGAAAGCUUUGGAAGAGGUCCUCGCCUCUGCCUUACCGCAGGGCUGCAUCACUGUCGGAGUGUAUGAGGCUGCCAAGUCCCUCAAUGUGGACCCUGAUAAUGUGGUUCUGUGCAUCCUGGCCACUGAUGAUGAAGAUGUGAAAGAUGUGGCCCUGCAGAUCCACUUCACCCUCAUACAGGCUUUCUGCUGCGAGAACGACAUCAACAUCCUGAGAGUCAACAACACCCGGCGCCUGGCAGAAAUGUUGGGUGGAGGAGGAAAACAGAGCGGGGGGGAACCUAUGGACCUGCACUGCGUCCUAGUCACUAGCCCUCAUUCGACAUCAUGGAAGGACCCUGCUCUGACCAAAGUGAACCGGUUCUGCAGGGAGAGCCGCUGCAUGGACCAGUGGGUUCCCAUCAUCAACCUGCCCGAGCGAUGAACUUUGAGCAUGGACACCCUGAGGAAGGACUUGUAUCUGCACAGUAAGCGUGGUGUGAGCCCUGAUGGACACAUUGCCACCCAGAGAUCAAAUUCCAAAGCACUGCUGAUGGGGAAAGAAGAAGACAAAGACUCUGGCGUCUUUAUGGGAUGUAUUUAAAAGAAGAAGAAAAAAGCCGGGGGAUGGACUGUUUGGAGCUGCUUCUGUCAGCCUUGAAGACGAGACGGAGGAAGCACUUGUGUCGUCAUGAGGUGGACGUUUCAAAAAGCACGGACACUUCCUGUCCUCGAGGAUCCUAUCAUGUCUGUGUGGUGAAGCCUCUGAUCCGAGUCAGAGAGAGGAGGGUCUGUGGAGUGGACGAGGCCUCUCUGCAGAAACAAAGCACUUGUUGAAACACUGGACCUUUUUAUGCAAUUUCACUUAUUUCAUUCAAAUAGUAAAUGUUGACGUUGCUAUUGUCCUAUUUAAAAAAAAAAAGAAAAAAGGGAAGGGCUCCACAUCCAGUGAAGACACUGUGUGUACUUCCUAUGCCAGCUGUUUUAUUGGCACAAGUACAAAUAAUUAUUUUCUUACAAUAUAAGUUAUUUCUAAUGAUAUUUAAAUGUAUUUAUGUUCCUUUUUUUUACUUUGCAAAAUCUGAAUACAUAUGUAUUGCUGUCAAUAAAAAAGUAUUUCUUU
Molecule: messenger RNA, 1300 nt
Organism: Gymnodraco acuticeps
Lineage: Eukaryota; Metazoa; Chordata; Actinopteri; Perciformes; Bathydraconidae
Gene: gadd45aa
Product: growth arrest and DNA-damage-inducible, alpha, a
Exons: 4
Coding region: 137-622 (161 amino acids)
Biological process (GO): regulation of cell cycle
Cellular component (GO): cytoplasm; nucleus
Source: RefSeq, a predicted model, not a curated record